AUGUCUUAUCACCAAGAAAGCAACUCAAAAACAGACCUCACGUCAAAUCCUAAAACCAAGGAAUCUCAAGAAGACAUUACCUUCUUACAAUUAUUUCGUUAUGCAACUCCGUUUGAUCGAGCCAUCGUUGCUUUAGGAACUAUAUUGGCAUUACUCAAUGGAGCUGCUAUGCCUUUGUUGACUAUUAUCUUCUCAGAUGCAAUACAAGCAUUCUCGAUGUUCACAUUAUCAGUUAGAGAAAAUGGUUUUACUGAGGCAGCUGCGGAUAAUUUGUAUAGUACGAUAAUGUCAAAGGUGAAAUUAUUUUUGAUUCUUGGGGUAGUAGUAUUAGCUAUUUCUUAUAAACAGAUGGCAAUAUGGAUGAUUUUAGGAGAGAGGCAAGCCAAGCGCGUUCGUCAAAUAUACUACGAGGCAAUCUUACGCCAAGAUAUCUCCUUCUUUGAUUCUGUUUCUACUGGUGACAUAAUAACUCGUAUUUCCUCCGACAUCAACCUUUUUCAGGAGGGUAUCUCUGAGAAAGUUGGUUUAGUAAUACAAUAUGUUUCUACUUUUAUCACUGGGUUUAUUAUUGGAUUUACUAAGGGAUGGCUACUUACGCUUGUUUUAUGUUCUGUGUUUCCGCUUUUGGCAAUCACUGGUGGUUUUAUGGGUAAAUUACUUGCGGCCUCAACCCUACAAGGACAAGAUGCCUAUGCGGCAGCCGGUUCAGUGGCAGAACAAGUCCUCUCCGGCAUUCGUACUGUAACCGCGUUCGGUGGUCAAGAGCGCGAGCUACGGCGAUAUGUCAGCAAAUUGCAAGUUGCUUACUUCGCGGGUCGAAAGAAGGCUGCUAUUACUGGAGUAAGCCUGGCGUCUAUAUUGUUUAUCGUUUUUUGUGCUUUUGGACUAGCAUUUUGGUAUGGAAGUAUAUUAGUUGUGGAUGGAAAGCUCAAUGGUGGACAAGUGUUGAACGUAUUCUUUUCUAUUCUCAUCGGUGCUAUAUCACUUGGUCAUGCUUCACCAAAUAUUUCGGCAAUUGGAAAUUCUCUCGGUGCAGCAAAAAACCUCUUCAGCGUUAUCGACAGAGUGCCCGUUAUCAAUUCCGCCGAUCCCUCGGGUACAAAACUUACGAAAUCAUCGGUUAAAGGAAGACUGGAAUUUAGAAAUAUUGAUUUCUAUUAUCCAUCACGACCCGACGUUCAAGUCCUCAAAAACUUCAAUCUUGACAUCGAAGCCGGUCAAACAAUAGCACUAGUUGGUGGUUCUGGUUCCGGAAAAUCCACUAUUGUCGGCUUGUUAGAAAGAUUCUAUAACCCUACUAAGGGGCAGAUAUUCCUUGAUGGUGAAAACAUUAAUGAUAUUAAUAUUAAAUCAUUGAGAGCGCAAAUAGGCCUUGUCGGACAGGAACCAGUUUUAUUUCCGGAGAGUAUUCGACAGAAUAUAGCGUGGGGAACGGCCCCUGAUACCCCGGAAGCCGAUUUAGACGAGAUUAUUGAGGCGUGCAAGAAGUCUAAUGCACACGAAUUUAUUAAUGAUUUACCAAAUAAAUAUGAUACAAAUGUUGGCGAGAAGGGAUCUUUGAUGUCUGGAGGUCAGAAACAAAGAAUUGCAAUUGCUCGAGCUUUAAUUAAAGACCCCCCGAUAUUACUACUUGACGAAGCCACUUCUGCUUUAGAUACGGAAUCUGAGCGCUUAGUCCAGGAAGCUUUAGAUGCAGCGUCAUCUAAUCGAACGACUAUAGUGAUAGCUCACCGUCUUUCUACUAUAAAAAAUGUUGACAAAAUUGUAGUCAUGUCUAAAGGAGAGAUUCUUGAGGUUGGUCAUCACGAAGAAUUAAUUUCCAAGCGUGGAGUAUACUAUGGAUUAGUGCAAGCUCAAGAAUUAAAGACUAAAGGAGAUACCUCGAAAUCAGUAUUAUUCCCUGAAGAUGAGAAGGACGAAGAUUUGUUGGAUUAUAAGCGUGAUAACAAUAACAUAAAAAUAACAGUUGAAGAUGAGAAAAGACUAGAAAUGGCUUUAUGUAAGAUUUCCACAAAUGAAUCAAUCACAAAAUCCAUUAUAGAGAAAGAAUUCAAGGAAAAGGCUAAACAACCAGCGCCGUUUACUCGGGUCUUUAAAUUGCAAAGACCCGAAUAUGUAUUGAUGUUCUUCGGAGCUGUUAGUGCAGCUAUAAACGGAACAAUUAUGCCCCUUUUUUCAAUUAUCUUUGCUACUUUACUGGAUGUAUUCUCAAAAAUUGAUAGGCCUCAUGAACUUCGCCACGAUGCAAACUUCUGGGCCUUAAUGUUUAUUUUAUUAGGCAUUGCUUCAUUUCUCGCCAAUUUUUUUCAAAAUUUCCUCUUCAUUCUUUCCGGUGAAAGGCUUACAAAACGUCUUCGUACGAUAACGUUUGAAAAACUUCUCAAACAAGACAUUGGAUAUUUCGAUGAUGAGAGGAACAGUACGGGCAUAUUGACCUCUAAAUUGGCGUUAGAUGCUUCAAGAGUGGAAGGGUUAACGGGGACACUUAUGGGCAGUAUAUUGCAGACGGGGACCAAUAUGAUUGCGGGAAUGAUCAUCGCGUUUGCAUCUGGUUGGAAGCUAGCAUUAGUCGUCCUCGCAAUAACCCCAGCCAUUCUCAUCUCUGGAUACAUUCAAAUGAAAGCAUUGGCUGGUUUUGGUGCCAAGACAGCUAAAGCAUAUGAAGAAAGUGGUCAAAUCGUACAACAAAGCGUCUCUAAUAUUCGAACCAUCGCAUCAUUGACUCGCGAAGACACUUUCAAAGACCUCUACAAAACUUCCAUCCGGAAACCACAUCGAAUUUCCCUUAAGGGAAGCAUCAUUUCGUCAAUUGGAUUUGGUUUGUCACAAGGGGCAAUGUUUUUUGUUUAUGCCUUAGCUUUCUGGUAUGGAGAAAGGCUGAUCGAAAAUCAAGAAUAUAAUAUGAAACAAAUGAUGAAGGUUCUUUUUGCCAUUGUAUUCAGCUCAAUUGCUGCCGGACAAGCGAGCACUUUUGCGCCAAAUUCCGCGAAAGCCAAAAUUGCUGCCCUCUCGAUUUUUGAAAUUCUUGAUCAUCAUUCUCGAAUCGACCCAACUCAAAACGAAGGUAAAGACCGUCCAACUCCUGUUACCGGCUCCGCGAAUAUUCGAGACGCCUACUUCAACUAUCCUGCUCGUCCCAAUAUAAAAAUCCACUGCGGCCUUAAUUUAUCCAUAUCACCCGGUCAAACCGUAGCACUAGUUGGUGGAUCUGGUUCGGGCAAAUCCACUGUAAUUUCCUUACUACUUCGGUUUUAUGACGUACAGAGUGGUGAAGUUAACAUGGAAAAUGUAAAUGUAAAACAAUGGAACUUGGAAUAUUUGCGAAGAAACAUGGCAUUAGUUGGUCAGGAGCCUGUGUUGUUUGAUUUAACUAUUGGAGAGAAUAUUGCCUAUGGAAAAGAAGAAUGUACUCAAGAAGAGAUUUUGGAAUCAGCAAAGAAGGCGAAUAUACAUACUUUUAUUUCCAGUUUACCAGAAGGGUAUAAUACACCAGUUGGGGAGCGAGGUACACAACUAAGUGGUGGUCAGAAACAGCGUAUCGCUAUAGCGAGAGCAUUGAUUCGAAAUCCAAAAUUGUUAUUACUCGAUGAGGCCACAUCAGCCCUGGAUUCUGAGUCUGAAAAGAUCGUACAAAAUGCUCUAGACAGGGCAUCUGCUCAACGCACGAACGCUGAUUUAAUAUUGGUGGUAAAGAAGGGAAAAAUCGCAGAGCAAGGCAAACAUUUCGAUUUAAUAGCAAAACGUGGUCUUUAUUAUGAUUUGGUUAAUAGGCAGAUACUAGGUGUAAAUGGGGAUAAAUAG
Molecule: messenger RNA, 3801 nt
Organism: Acaulospora morrowiae
Lineage: Eukaryota; Fungi; Glomeromycota; Glomeromycetes; Diversisporales; Acaulosporaceae
Source: the annotation of a GenBank genome assembly